Brenthis ino (lesser marbled fritillary) is the source of this 5193-nucleotide messenger RNA. NCBI's taxonomy places the organism in Eukaryota, Metazoa, Arthropoda, Insecta, Lepidoptera, Nymphalidae. The record is from the annotation of a GenBank genome assembly.
AUGUCAUUCUCACUAAAAGAUGAAAUUAUAAAUAAAAGUUCAAAAACAUUUAAGUCAAAUAAAACAGACAUAAAGGCAGAGUUUUCAGUUAGAAUAGUAGUUUGUGAUCACUACAUAACUAGGCCCAUACCAGGAAUAGAUGUAAUUUAUUCAGAAUUUAGGGGAACAGAUAUAAAACAGGUACCAAUAUUACGUAUAUUUGGACCAACACCUGAAGGUAACAAGGCUUGCUUACAUGUACAUGGGGUAUUUCCUUAUUUUUACUUACCAUGUCCUACACCAAAUCCAGAACCUCAAUUUUUAUAUCAAAUUGCAGCCAGUCUCGACAAAGCUUUAAAUAUUGCUUUAAAACAAGCGUCAUCGUCAAAUCAACAUGUAUACAAAAUAAGUUUAGUAAAAGGAUUACCCUUCUAUGGAUUUCAUGAUAAAGAGCAUCUGUUCUUGAAAAUAUUUUUGUAUAAUCCUGGCUUGAUAAGGCAAGCGGUGGAACUUUGCAGCAAUGGCGCCAUAUUGGGUCAAGCACUGCAACCCCAUGAAUCUCAUUUGAAUUUUACAUUGCAAUUUUUUAUAGACUUUAAUCUUUUUGGAAUGAGUAAUAUUGAUUUACAAUGUGUCAAGUUUAGAAAGAAUGGCAUAUCUCAACGAAGCGAUGAGCCCAUUCAAUCGUCUGAUGAACUAGGACUAAAACCAGAAAGCAGUUGUUAUUAUGAAAUUGAUUGUAUUGCAUCUCAUAUAUUGAAUCGCCAAAGAGUAGGCAGAGGCGAUGGCAUAGAAAAUCCGGGCUUAGAAGAAGUAUGGAAUCAAGAACGUGAAAGGCGAAGACAACUUAACCUGUCAAUAAGCUCUAAAUCAUUAUCACAAGGCAGGAUAGGUGUCGAUGAAACAGAUACGCAUAAUAAAUAUGAAAAAUUGAUUGCCGCUAAAAUAUCUAAUAUGGCUGAAUCAACAAAUGUCAAGAGUGAACAAAAAACGGAAAUAGUAAAUUAUCCAGCGGAAACUAAGGAAAACUCGCAAUUACUAAAUGCCACGGAUAUAAGCCACCAUAUUCAGGACAAUUCAAUUGAGUUAAGUGCUAAUAUUACUUUAAGAAGAUCAAUAGACGAUACUACGAAUGACGCUGAUAAUACUUUAGUAGAUGAAGAUAUAGCAUUGAAUAAUAGUUUUUCCUUUCAGUACAGUCAAAUUUUAUUGGAUAAUGAUGACUUAGAACUAGUGGAUAUGCUUCAAGAUUUAGAUGAAAAACCUGUGGACGAUGACAGUGUCAUGGGUACACCAGCUGCUGACUGUGAAGAUGAUAAGGAUUUAGAGAUUGAAUAUUCACAAAUAUUUAAAGAUGAUACGUUAAUUUUAAAUUCCAAUAAAAGCGUGAAAGAGGACACUGAGAACUCGCUCUCGUGGCAAGACUCUUUUUGGGACGCUGUUGAUAUACCGCAGUUAGAUGGAACAUGUGAUGAUGAUCAUGUUAAAAAGGUUAGAAAAAGAAAAAUGAGAUCCUUCAAAUUAGGCUUAUCACGGCCGAAGACGAAAAAGAAAAAUCAGAAAUUAUUAAAUGAAAGUGAUAAUACUACGAUUGAUGAAGACGAUAGAGAAGAAAUAAAUGUUUCUAGAGAAAUAAUAGAAAAUAUUUCGAGUUUACAUCUCAAAAAAAGUUGUAAAACGGAUAUUCAGACGCCAAUACCAGAUAUCGAGGACUACGAUAAUGAUCAAACCAUAACUGAUUUAGUUGAUAAAAUUAGUUUAAAAAAUAAUGACAGGAAUAAAGUAGCUAUUGCAUAUGAUAUGAAUAAUAAAUUUGAACCUAAACCAGGUCCAUCCAAUGUCAAUAAAAAAUACGAAUCGAUAAUUUCUUUUUCUGACACAUACGAAUCAUCGCCAGACGAAAGCAAAACGGGCAUCGAGAGUUUCUACGAUAAAUCUAGAUUUUUCGAUUUAUCCACAGAUUCUGUAGUCCAAAACAGUUACGAAGAAGACUUUAUAAGUAAAGAAGUAAAAGUAGAGCGAGCUAGUAUUAGUAUUGUUAUGCAAAACGAAAUUAAAUGUGAAACUAACAAUGAAACUAACAAUCAGUUAAGCAACGUUAUAUUAACACCUAAAAUAAGACCGCCAACAUCUCAAUAUAUUAAAUCUUCUUUAGAUAUUUUCAAAAUUCCAAAAACAAAAAAUCCAGACCCAUAUUUUUCCAAUUACAAAGACGUCGGUGAUAAAGUUGAAAUUGGUCAAAUAGUGUUGAAAUUACGUAGCAAACUAGCGAAAGAUCAAAAACCGUUUGACAAAGUACUAAAUAUAACAAGUAUAGAGGAGUGGCGUCAACUGUUGUUCUUGCAAAGUAAUGAAUUAUCUGAAGAAACUAAGCCAGAAGCUUUAAAGUUAUUGUUAGCGGGAAAUACAAGAUGUGUAUUGGAGCCUUUGAAACAUGCUCCUUUAAGAAGUGAUGUUGUAAAAUGGAUGGAAAAUAAUAAAAAUGAUAAAAAAAUAGAUGAAACUCCUAUGAAAGAUAAUGUAAUUAAUCUUAACGCUGACGAUUUAGAAAACUCGCAAGCGAUUGGUUUAAAUGAAAUGGACAAUAGUUUAAGCUUAGAAGUGGAAAAGGAAAAUUCAGAAUUAAAUAGCACUAUGCAAGUCACAAUGCAACCUGACGGAUCAUUUCUUUGCUUUGGAAAUAGUGAUUGUACUAAAGAAAGUUCUUUGAGCAAUCCUGCAGUUGAGACUGACUUCCUAACACUCAUGUUAUUGGAGGUCCACACAUCGGUCAGAGGCGACCUCACCCCUGACCCAGCAAUGGACCCAAUAAAAGCAGUUUUCCUAACAAUAACUAACGACUGCCCACAAGAUCACUUACUACAAAGAAAUAUCACAGAGAUAUAUAUCGUACAAGAAAGAAAAGAACAAAAAUAUUUAAACAGAUGCGUAUUCAAUUAUAAAAUAACUUAUGUCAAUAAUGAGAACGACAUAUUCCAAAGACUAAUUGAAAGUGUUCGGAACCACGAUCCUGAUAUUAUGUGUGGGUACGAAAUAGAAAUUAAUUCUUGGGGCUAUAUUCUUGAACGAGCACAAGUUUUAGGUCUUGAAAUGGUUAAAGAAAUUUCUAGAAUUACGGAGAAGAAUCGCCAAAAACGCUAUAAGAAUGAUGAAAAUGAAAUGGAAGGCCGUGUUAUUGGUAGGAUCACAUUUAACGUAUGGAGAUUGUUUCGACACGAGUUAGCGUUAUCGAGUUAUAGCUUCGAGAAUUGUAUGUAUGAGAUUUUGAAUGAGAGAGUGCCUAAGUUUACACACGCACAGCUAUCGGAAUGGUGGAAUGACGAAUCUCGCAUGUUAAGAUGGAUUCCUGUGGACUAUUAUAUGACCAAAUUGAAUGGCACAGUCAGGAUGUUGGAAAAGCUUGAUAUGAUAAACAGAACAUCUGAAUUGGCACGUCUGUUCGGUUUGCAAUGGUGGGAGGUGUUGUCGCGGGGCUCGCAGUUUAGAGUCGAGUCGUUGAUGCUCAGAGCCGCGAGACCACUUAAUUUGGUCGCUUUAUCUCCUACAGUAAGACAAAGAGCGGCGAUGCGCGCUCCGGAAUGUUUGCCACUUAUAUUUGAACCUGAAUCUCGCUUCUACACUGAUCCUGUGAUCGUGUUAGACUUCCAAAGUCUUUACCCGUCGAUGAUGAUUGCAUACAAUUAUUGUUUUUCAACUUGCAUUGGAAGAAUACAAAAUAUUAAUGGCGACGCUCCCUAUGAAUUUGGCGCUUGGCGUCUCCGUAUACCGCAAACUAAGCUGGAAAGUCUCAUCAAAAACGGUCUAGUGCACUGGUCCCCGGUGGGCGUGGGCUUCGUGAAGGCGUCGGUGCGGCGCGGCGUGCUGCCCGCGCUGCUCCGGAGGAUACUCGCGGCCAGGCAAGCUGUGAAGAAAGGCAUGAAACUACAGAAAGAUGAAGCUGUUAAGAAGGCUAUGCAUUCUAGGCAAUUAGGUUUGAAACUAAUAGCGAAUGUGACAUACGGGUACACGGCGGCGAACUUCAGCGGACGCAUGCCCUGUGUGGAGGUGGGGGACAGCGUGGUGGCUAAGGGCAGAGAGACGUUAGAACGCGCUAUUAGACUUGUACAAAAUGGCAGAUGGAACGCUAAGGUGGUGUAUGGCGACACGGACUCCAUGUUCGUGCAAGUGCCGGGCGGCACUCGCGCUGAGGCCUUCGAAAUUGGCCAACAAAUAGCCGAUGCCGUAACUGCGGACAACCCUUCCCCGGUUUUGUUAAAGUUAGAAAAGGUGUACCAACCUUGUAUAUUGCAAACAAAGAAACGCUACGUCGGUUACAUGUAUGAAAGUGCAGACCAAGAAAAACCUGUGUAUGAGGCCAAGGGAAUAGAAACUGUACGUCGAGACGGCUGCCCCGCUGGUGUAAAGCUUUUAAAAAGGUCACUAUGCGAGUUAUUCGAGACGGGCGACAUGUCCCGCGUGAAGAGGCUGGUGUGCGAUGUGCUGUCUAAACUCAUCGACGGGUCUUUGUCACCGAAAGAGUUGUUGUUCACGAGGGAGUAUCACGGCGCCGCCGGCUACAGGCCGGGGUCCGCCGCGCCGCCUAAUGAGAUCGCUAAGCGGCUCAUCUCGCGCGACGCCCGCAGCGCGCCGCGCGCCGGCGAGCGCGUGGCGUGGCUGGUGUGCGGCGGCGCGGCGGGCGCGGCGCUGGCGCGGCUGGCACGCGCCCCGCGCGACCUGCUGUGCGCCGCGCCCGCGCCCGCGCCCGCGCCCGCGCCGCCGCACGUCGCCUACUACGCGACGCGCGCGCUGCUGCCGCCGCUGCAGCGCUGCUUUUCGCUGCUGGGCGUUGAUGUGUUUAAGUGGUGGCAAGAAAUAGGCUGGAAUCGUGAAGCUCAAAUAGAAAGAGCCGGUACAGUAGGUGGUAUUGCCAAAUAUAUGGAGAGAGGCCGCUGUGCAGUCUGCGGGGCUAAAGGCACCCGAGCCCUAUGCACCUUAUGUGCCUCAAACACACAAACAUCUCUUGCAGUCAUAGCUUCUAAACUAGCGAAAGUUAAGACGCACAUACAAUAUUGUUACCAGAUAUGUAACUCAUGCUGUGGUCACUCACAGUAUUUAAAAUGUGAAAACACAGAAUGCCCCGUGCUAUGGCGGCGGGUGUCAACUCUACAGAAGUUGCAUCAAAUGUACGAUAUAACAACGAAUUUACCGCCUUCCUACAUGAAAGAAAGUCUUAAU